This is a messenger RNA of Chlorella variabilis, 1599 nucleotides long. RefSeq lists its product as hypothetical. The record is from RefSeq and is a predicted model, not a curated record. Gene Ontology annotation, molecular function: phosphatase activity. Bases 1 to 1599 code for a protein of 532 amino acids. Gene Ontology annotation, biological process: dephosphorylation. NCBI's taxonomy places the organism in Eukaryota, Viridiplantae, Chlorophyta, Trebouxiophyceae, Chlorellales, Chlorellaceae. The transcript has 6 exons.
AUGAACCACUCGCCGACGGCGGCUGCUCCGCCGCCACCCGGCUACGGCCUGCCGCCGCUCCCCAGCCUCCCCUGCCCCGAAUUCCGGGGCCCCACGCCCUGGAGCAACUGGAUCAUCAAGGGCCGGCUGCUGGCAGGCGCCUACCCCGCCAGCCUGGACGACGCGGAGACGCAGCGCAUCCUGACCACUCUGCUGGAGCUGGGCGUGAACACGUUUGUGUGCCUGCAGGCCGAGUUCAGCCUGCACACGCCCGACGCGGCGUGGCGGUCGGGCCAGGGCCUGCGCCCCUACAUCAAGGACGCGCAGCAGAUCCUGAUACGCGCGCGGGAGACCCGCAGCCAGCGCAUCAUGCAGGAUAAGCUCGACUUCCUGCACCUGCCCAUCAUCGACGGCAAUGUGACGAGCGACGUGGCGCUGUCGCGGCUGGCUGACGACUGCUGCAUCCGCAUCCUGCGCGGCGAGCGAAUGUACAUUCACUGCUGGGGCGGGCACGGGCGCACCGGCACGCUGGUUGCGGUGAUGCUGGGGCGGCUGUACAGCGUGACGUGCGCCGCCGCCCUGCGCUUCACCCAGGCCUUCCACGACUCCCGCAAGUUCCCGCAGGGGGUGCGCUCCCCGCAGACCACGCCCCAGGUGGCGCAGGUCAAGCGCCUGCUGCCCGACCCGCCCAGCCUCCGCGGCGUGGUCUACCCGCGAGACCCCUCCCUGGUGCUGGAUGAUGGCGCCAUCGUCCGCCCGCCCUCCGCCGCCGCAGCCCUGGCCGCGGUCAAGGUGGCCGCCAGCGGCAGCGCCAGCAGCCGGCAGGGCAGCGUGCACGGCGUGGGUGCCGGCGGGGCGGGCGCCGCCGGUGCCGGGCCCGCGGCCGCCGGGCUGGCAGCCUGCGGCGUGGCGGCUGGCGUGGACAUGGAGGUGGAGGAGGGCCAGGUGCUGCCGCCGGUGCCCAUAAAUCAGCAGCGCAAGGACGCCAUCAAAGCCAAGCAGGGCGGCGGCGGCGGCGGCGGCGGCGGCGCGCCAAGCGCCGCCACCGGGGCGCCCGCAAGCGCCUCGGGCCUCACCCAAGCGCUGCAGGCUGCCAGCCUGGAUGCCCGGGAGGCUGAGGAGGCGGCUGGGGGCCCGGCGCCAGCCCCAGGCUCCAGCCAGCGCACCGAUUGGCUGCAGAGCGUGUUUGACAAGGGCCAGAGCAAGCUGGCUGCGCUGCGGGCCGGCGGCGGCAGCAUACCAGCCACGCACAGCAAGCCAGCCCCUCCUCCCUCCGACGCAAUGGUGCAGCAGCAGCAGCAGCAGCAGGAGGGCGGCUACCUUAAGCAGUACAUGGAGCAGCAGCAGCAGCUGGCCGCCGCAGCGCCGGGGAGCGCGCCGCCCAAGCCCGGCGCCGGCAAGGCGGCCGGCGCCGGCGGCCAGCCCGUCAUCGCUAUCACUGCCUCCAGCAGGGGCCUGCCGCCAGGCGUGGCGCUGUUUGAGGAGGAGGACUCACAGGCCGUGGACAUGCGGCCCAGCAAAGUGACGGUGGCUGUGCCCGAGGCGGGGGCCGAGCGCUCCGCCUCCUCCAUGGCUCGCAUGCUCAACUACUUUUCGGGGCGCAGCACCCCCACCCGCUAG